Molecule: messenger RNA, 1977 nt
Organism: Histoplasma mississippiense
Lineage: Eukaryota; Fungi; Ascomycota; Eurotiomycetes; Onygenales; Ajellomycetaceae
Exons: 6
Coding region: 1-1977 (658 amino acids)
Source: RefSeq, a predicted model, not a curated record
AUGGCUAGGGCUACUCGCGCUAGUUUCCCCCUAAAGCCCUGGCUGUGGAACCCUGGACACACCAGCAGCUCCGGCUUCAACCGAGGGCGGGGGACAGUCACGGAAAACGCACGGCAAACCUCACUUGUUCGCAGCUCAAUUGAGGAGGGUAUGAUUGUGGCCGUGCCGUCCAGACACUGGAACGUACUUUACAAAGAUGACUUGCGCCCUCUGCAAUCAGUUCCAGGGGAAAUGGAACCUUUCAGAUACCCGAUUGCGGGCCAGCGCGGCAUUGAGGAAUCUGAUAUCGUAUACGGGAUUCUUCGGUUCUACUAUCCAACCACUCUCGAUAAUGCUGUCAAACAAGAGGCGAGCAAGGACUUGAUCUUCCUCAUGAAAGGCGGGCGCCGUUUUGAAGUCCAGCUUUUUUGUACAGAGGAUGAUGAUUGCCCAAUCCCAGACUCGUGGGAUUACAUCCCUGUUUCGCGGAGGACAUCACCACGGACCGAUUCUGACAUGGCUAUCGUUACCAUAAAAGGCUGGAUUUCAUCAUGCAUCGUCACUCAUUACACCCCUGAAUGCUUUUGCGACUCUCCCGAUAACCCACCUUUGCCCACAAGAGUAGUGGAUGUGGGCCUCGACGACGACAGUGUCAAGCUCAUCGAACCAAAGGGGGCCGUCAGAGCCAAGUACAUUUGUCUGAGCCACUGCUGGGGCCUUGCCCAAAUCAUAACGACUACAAAAUCAACCCUCGCGGAUCGCAAAAGGGGCAUACCCUGGAGAAGCCUAUCCAACACCUUCCGCGACGCCAUUUCCCUCACCAGGGCCCUUGGCAUCAAAUAUAUCUGGAUUGACUCCCUCUGCAUUAUCCAAGACGAUGCGAGGGAUUGGGACGUCGAGUCCUCCAAUAUGGCUGCAAUAUAUACAAAUGGCCAUCUAACCAUCGCCGCAACCAUGUCAGCCAAUGGCGCCGGCGGACUCUUCAGAGAUACCCCAGACUUCGAAGUCUCCGGCACGGCACCCCCUUCAGAUACAAACGGCAAGGGAGAGCCCUACCGCCUCUUCUUCCGCGAACGCAUCGACCACCACAUCGACAUGGGCAUAGCCAACAGUGACAUCUCCAUCGGCAGCCCGACCGCGAUCCACUAUCCCCUCCUCACCCGCGCAUGGGUCUACCAAGAACGCAUGCUCUCCACGCGCAUCCUCCACUUCGGGCGCUACGAGCUUUUCUUCGAGUGCCGCAGCAGCAUCGUCUGCGAAUGCGACGACAUCGAGUUCCACGGCUCCUCUCCCGAAACACCCAUCGCGCUCUUCAAGAUUGAGCAUGCAGAAGCGUUGGGCGAUUACACCAGCAGUUGGGUUGAUGCAGACCAGUUCCGGGACGCCGUCCACUACCAGGGCGCGAGCCUGUGGCGGACAAUGGUGAGCUGCUACAGCGCGCUGCUGCUGACGAAGUCGAAAGAUCGCCUGCCAGCCAUCAGCGGUAUUGCCAAGGAUCUCGCUGUGCGCAGACAGUCGAGGUACCUGGCUGGCCUGUGGGAGGAGUCUAUCAAUGACGAUCUGCUCUGGACCGUGCACUGGCGCUCGCGACACCAGAAGGCGAGGCCGUACCCACGCAACGCGCCGACGUGGUCGUGGGCGAGUACGGAUGCGUGUGUGCUGUAUUACGAUGGCGUGUUGUUUACCGACCUGGAGGACAAGCAGGGGUCGUUUAGAGAGAGGCAGCCGUACAAGCAUUUUAGCACGGUGGAGACUUGUGAAGUGACCUGGGCGGCUGUUGACGAGUUCGGGGCAAUUUCGAGCGGGAUGCUUACAAUUUCAGGACUGGUGGUUACCGGCCUCCUUGAGCGGUCCUUGAGCGGGAGGUUGAGGGCGUUUGAAUCGCCAGGGCGUCUUGAGAGGAUAGGAACGGUGAUUCUCAGACAGAAUCCCCCCCCUAUAGACCCUGUGGGCGAACUGUUUCAGGAUGCUGAACUGAGGACAAUGACUAUCAUUUAA